GCCUGUCUGUCUCCCUGCGUUUACAGACUCAGUGGGAUGUGCAGUGAGACACAAAAUCCUAUGGAAGCUGCUGCCUCCAGCGUGCACUUCUCUGUGGACUCUAUACUCUUUAUUCAUUUUUCUUUUCUUGUCUUCUUUUUCCUCCGCGUGCAUUCUGACAGAAUAUUGAAGAAAGAGAAAAAUUAACGAAAAGAGAAAGGAGAGAACGGAAAACCUCAGGGGAUCAGGACAGACUCCAACACUAACUUUGGGAGAUAAAUCUCAGCUCUGUAGAGAUGUUCCGCGUUUUGCUGAAGGCGUUAAAUCAUUAUUCUGCAGGUUUAUGGCGGGUUUUAGGAGUUGGAUUAAUUUUAUAUUUGCACUGCGCUUCUUGAUGAUUGUGGGAAUAAUAAGUGAGAGCUGAGACACGGAGCUGUGCAACUUUACUGAAGCCACGCUUGACUUGACUAGCCUGCUAGCGUUAACUUUAGAUGUAGCAUUAGCAAAAUAAUAAGUGCAUAAAACUCGUAGCAGCUUUAACACACAGCAGACAGUGUGCCUAACAUUUGUCUUUUACUUGCGUUGUUUCUGUAAGUGUGUACAUGACUGCCUCGGAGGCGGGAAUUAAAAGUUUGUGACCCCUUUUUUUCACUAGCAGAGUUAGCUUCGCGCUAGUUUGUCCUUUUGGCUUUGCGAGCUAGCCAGCGGGGAAUUUUAUGCUCUCUCUGGCUAAAAUACAAAAUAAUCCGGUCCAAGAUGACAAUUUUAAAAAGAUUAAUAAGCAGUAAUGGCGUCCCGGACGGCAGUGUGUUUUGUGACGGUUGUUCUGAGUGAAGCUAAGCUAAUUCAAUCACAGCAUGCUAGUCAGUUAUGCUAGCUAAACUAGAUAUUUAUAAACUGCGUUUAGCUUUUCCUCAGCGCCUGUGACGUUUUGUUAUUUGCCCCCUGAGUAUUUCGUGCGUGUGUAUAUGUGUGUAUAUAUAUAUAUAUAUAAAAAAAAACAUUUUUUUUGGUAAAAGAAGCCUUUUUUUUCUGGAUUAAAACAUGAAGCUCGGGAGUUUGUUUGGGUUUGUUAUGUGUCUUGGUGUUGUGUGGAACUGGCCACAGAGCAGCGCAGAAAUCUGUCCGAGUAAGGACAUCAGGAACAACGUGACUAACCUGCACUCUCUGGAGAACUGCACGGUGAUUGAGGGCCACUUGAAGAUCCUGCUGAUGUUCCACACGAAAGCCGAGGACUUCCGGGGUCUGAGCUUCCCCAAGCUGACGGUGGUGACUGAUUACCUGCUGCUAUUCCGCGUGUACGGCCUGGAGAGCCUGAGUGACCUGUUCCCCAACCUCACCGUCGUCCGGGGGAACAACCUGUUCUUCAACUACGCCCUGGUCAUCUUCGAGAUGCUGCAACUGAAAGAGAUCGGACUGCACAGUCUGAUGAACAUCACACGCGGCGCUGUGCGGCUAGAGAAGAACCCGGACCUGUGUUACCUCUCCACGCUCGACUGGUCCCAGAUCCUCGACUCGGUGGAAGACAACUACAUUGUGGCCAAUAAGAACGAGGGAGAGUGCGGAGACGUGUGUCCGGGCAUGGCCAAGGGCAAAACCAUCUGUCCUCAGACCACCAUCAAUGGUCAGUUCGGGGCACGCUGCUGGACACAGCGACACUGCCAGCAAAUGUGUCCGUCAGUGUGUAAGGCGAGGGCGUGUACGCUGGACGGGCAGUGCUGUCACUCUGAGUGUUUGGGAGGAUGUGUGAAGCCGGACUCGGCAGCCGGGUGUGUGGCGUGUCGUCACUUCCUGCAUGCGGGGGUGUGUGUGGAGGCCUGCCCCUCUGGCUCCCUCUCCUUUAAGGGGUGGCGGUGCAUCAGCCCCGCCUAUUGCCACGCCCUUCACACGCAGUGCACUCGCAACACACAGGACAAAGACUGCCAUUCCUACGUCAUCCACCAGGGGGCGUGUGUUCCUGAGUGUCCCUCAGGGUACACCACCGUCAACUCCACAACGCUGACGUGUACACCGUGUGCAGGAAUGUGUCCUAAAGUGUGUGUGGGGGAGAAGACCGUGGACUCUGUGACGGCGGCUCAGGCACUGCGGGGCUGCACACUGCUCAAUGGCAGCCUGACCAUCAACAUCCGAGGAGGAAAUAACAUCGCAGCAGAACUGGAAGCUAAUCUGGGUCAGCUGGAAGAAAUCACAGGAUACCUGAUGGUGCGUCGCUCCUACGCUCUCGUCUCUCUGUCGUUCCUCAGGAAACUCAGACUGAUCCGCGGAGAGAUUCAGGAAAGGGGGAAUUACACGUUCUUCGCUCUGGACAAUCAGAACCUGCGUCAGCUGUGGGACUGGUCCAAGCACAACGUCAGCAUCCUGCAGGGUCGCAUGUUCUUCCACCACAACUCCAAACUGUGUCUGAGUGAGAUCCGCAGGAUGGAGGAGGUGACCGGGACGAGAGAGAGACAGCCCAAGAACGACAUCGGCUUUAAGACCAACGGAGACCAGGCGUCAUGUGAAUACCGGGUGUUGAAGUUCACGAUGAUCCGGACUCUGGCAGAUAAAAUCGUUAUUAAAUGGGAGCCGUUCUGGCCGCCGGACUUCAGGGACCUGCUGGGCUUCAUGGUUCUAUAUAAAGAAGCGCCGUACAGGAACGUGACGGAGUUUGACGGGCGGGAUGCGUGCGGCUCUCACAGCUGGGUGAUUGCAGAUGUGGAUCCUCCUCAGCGCUACAGCGAUGGCCGACAGCAGCAGGAACCCGGAUUUCUCAUUGUGGCCUUAAAGCCCUGGACUCAGUACGCCAUCAUGGUUAAAGCCCAGCUCUCCACCUCUGACGAGCACCAGGUCCAGGGGGCCAAGAGCCCAAUAAUCUACGUCCGCACCAACGCCACCAAGCCGUCUGUGCCGCUGGACCCCAUCUCCUCCUCCAACUCCUCCUCUCAGAUCAUCCUGAAGUGGAAACCUCCCAACGACCCCAACGGCAACAUCACACACUACAUAGUGUCCUGCCUUCAGCAGCCUGAGGCCAGCGAGCUCUACAAGUUUGACUACUGCCAGAAAGGCAUGAAACUGCCGUCUCGAGCCCCCACACAGGUGGACAGUAAGGAGGGACAGAAGUGGAAUCAGACGGAGGAGUCGGGACAGAAUGAGCUCUGCUGCCCGUGUCCUAAAACCGAGAAACAGCUGAAGAAAGAAUCGGAGGAGAGCGAGUACCGCAAAACCUUCGAGAAUUACCUGCACAAUGAAGUCUUCCGCAUCAGGCCGUCCCGGCAGCGCAGAUCCCUUGUGGGUGUGGCCAACAGCACAAUCUCCACCUCCCUGACCACGCCCACCACCCUGCCCAGCCUGAGUCCGGAAGAGGAGGCGGAGUCAAAUAAGAUUAUUCAGUCUGUCUAUGGUAAGGAGACGACGGUGAUCUCCAACCUGAAACACUUCACCAGCUACCAGAUCGAGAUUCACGCCUGCAACAACCAGCCGGGCGACCCCGAGCGCUGCAGCAUGGCCGCCUACGUCAGCGCUCGCACCCUGCCCGAGGAUCACGCUGACGAUAUCCUCGGAAAGAUCGUUUUUAAUGUAGUUGAAUAUUCAGUGCACAUCAAGUGGGCGGAGCCAAAAGCCCCGAAUGGCAUGAUUAUCCUUUACGAGGUGAACUACAAGAGACUGGGAGAUACAGAGGAGCUGAGUCACUGUGUGUCCAGGAAGCACUACAUCAGUGACGGUGGCUGCAAGUUGAGAGUGGUGCAUCCUGGGAAUUACACCGUACGAAUCCGAGCCACAUCACUGGCAGAAAAUGGGUCCUGGACGGAACCUGAGUACUUCUACAUCAAAGAUCUCCGUGUGGAUCCGUCCAACAUGAUAAAGAUUAUCGUGGUCCCGUUGGUGUGUGUGGUGCUAGUGGUGCUGAUGGCGAUGGCUGGAUUCAUCAUGGUCAGAAAGAAGCAAGCAGAAGGACCAACUGGACGUCUGUACACUUCACCAAACCCAGAAUAUCUCAGUCCAGAUGAAAUGUACGAGCCGGAUGAGUGGGAGGUGGCGCGGGAGAAGAUCACCCUGCUGCGUGAGCUGGGUCAGGGCUCGUUCGGGAUGGUGUACGAGGGCGUGGCCCAUGAUGUGGUUAAGGGCGAGGCUGAGACGUGCGUUGCCGUGAAGACGGUUAACGAGGCAGCCAGUCUCCGGGAGAGGAUCGAGUUCCUGAAUGAGGCCUCUGUCAUGAAGUCUUUCAGCUGUCACCAUGUGGUGAGGCUGCUGGGUGUGGUCUCUAAAGGCCAGCCCACUCUGGUGGUGAUGGAGCUGAUGACACACGGAGAUCUGAAGAGCUACCUGCGCCGUCUCCGCCCUGACUCUGAGAAUAACCCGGGCCGCCCCCCCCCCACACUGAGGGAGAUGAUGCAGAUGGCAGCAGAGAUCGCAGACGGAAUGGCUUAUCUCAACGCUAAGAAAUUUGUGCACAGGGACCUGGCGGCCAGAAACUGCAUGGUGUCCGAAGAUUACACCGUCAAAAUUGGCGACUUUGGGAUGACGAGGGACAUCUAUGAGACUGAUUAUUACAGGAAGGGAGGUAAAGGACUGCUUCCUGUCAGAUGGAUGGCACCCGAGUCUCUGAAGGACGGGGUGUUUAAUGCACACUCAGACUGCUGGUCAUUCGGCGUGGUCCUGUGGGAGAUUAGCACGCUAGCCGAGCAGCCAUAUCAGGGUCUGUCUAAUGAGCAGGUGCUGAAGUUUGUGAUGGACGGAGGAUUUCUGGAGCGGCCGGAUAACUGCCCUGAUAGACUUCACAGUCUGAUGCAGAUGUGUUGGCACUACAACCCGAAGCUGCGUCCUGCGUUUCAGGAGAUCAUCGAGAUGUUGAGAGACGAGCUCCAUCCCUCCUUCACUGAUCUGUCGUUCUUCUACAGUGAAGAGAACAGGAUCCGAGCGCGGGACAGCGACGAUUUCGACAUGGACCUGGAGAACAUGGAGAGCAUCCCUCUCUCCUCCUACUCCCCCGGGGACGAGGGGACAUAUGAAGGACUCAUCCCCUACACACACAUGAACGGGGGAAAGAAAAACGGACGUGUUCUCUCGCUCCCUCGAUCCAGCCCCUCUUAAUGCAUCAUCAGCACCCAAUGCCCUGCCCCCUUUCCCCCCAAUGUAAUGAGCUAGGAUAGAUUUAUUUUUCUUCUUCACUGGUUUUUAUAGAACCAGUUUUUAUCACUUCCUGUUUUUUCCUGUUUUGGACCUGCCCAUUUCUGGACUUUAAGGCUGUGUGCCAAACGCUUGCUAAACUAGUGGUUAGCAAACGAACUAACAUUCUACAUGAACCAGCAUUUAGCUAAAGAGGACAAAGGGAUGCUAAACACAUGACUUUUAGCUACCUAGAUAGCUUUUUUUAUUGACAGGCAUGUCUGGGUUAAAAAGGGCGGGGCUUAAGUUAAAUAUAAUCAGUUUAAAUACAAACAUGAUUGGCCUUUCGUUUAAAUUAUUCCGCUUGAUGUAGCUAAUGGUAAAAUAUAUAAUUGUUUAGCUAAGCUAACAUCAGCUAAGCUAGCCAGCCACACCAGCAUUAUACAGCUAAGUUGCUAGCGUCAGUUAUCCAGCAGUAGAUACCUGCAGUUAUGUGGCUAGCCUAGCUUACCUGCAAGAUGAACUGCCAUGUUGAGGUCACAUGAUCAGGUUUGUUAUUGGCUGAGAAAGUUUUAUCUUAAGCUCCGCCCUGAAAUGCCUGUCAGUCAGCAAAACCAGGAAGUAUCAACACUCUGUUUCAGAUAAUGUAGCUAAUGAUAUCUUUUAUCACUACACACUAAAGUGCAGUGCAUUAUGGGUAACACGUAAAUGAACUAAUUGUGUUAGAAUGCGCAUGAUCUGGAGCGUUUGUGGGCAGAGCAAUGAUGUUCCUGUGCCCAAGUUCCACAUGUGUGACGCUGCUCGUGUUUGUGUACGUACAGAAGCUGCACUCAUCUUUUUAUAUCCAUCCGAGAGGAAACUGAGUGUGCCAUGCCCCAAACACAAUGAAACUGUGAACAAACUGUGGACCUCCACCAAUCAGGAGGCUGCUUCAGCUCACUCUGUCUCUCCACAGAGAAAUAUGAGAGAGCGAGAGAUUGUAGCGGGUGCGUGGAGGGGUGUGGUCAGAGGACGAUUAAAGUGACCUUAUUGUGUGUUUGUUUAAAAACCUCCCUGCUCACAGUGACAUCUGUCUUUCUAUCUGUCUAUCUCUCUGUGCAAAACUUUGCAUCCCCCCUUUAAAUGAAGAACAGUUACACCAGACCUUCAGUUCCUUCACUCUGACAUGGAUGAUAUUCAGUGAUAAAAAGGACAUAACUUCAAACAUUUACAUACCAGUUGUUUCCUCCUGAUUGACUGACCCCUUGACUCUGGCCAGUUGACUCCGCCCCUUGAGUCUGCCCGUUUGCUUGGUCAGUCCAGUCUUUAUUUUCAGGCUGUUUUUUCUGUUAAUUUAGAAUUAGUUUCUUGUCAUUGACUUGCAGGAGAAUAUUUUGGUGGAUAAAUCAUAAACCAGUGCCGCAGUUCUCUUUCCCGCCAGAAAAAAUGAAGGAUGCAAACUUUUGUAUGUCUGUGUGUUUCACUCUUUCUUUGUGCUUUUAUUUUUAAAAUAUUUAUCCCCCCAUCAUGCUCACUAUCUGCCUUUGAUAUCUCUCUCUCUCUCUCUCUCUCUCUCUCUCUCUCUCUCUCUCUCUCUCUCUCUCUCUCUCGUGUAGGUGUAUAUGUAUGUGUGUGUGUGUCUGUUUUUCCUGUCUUUCUUUUUCUAGUUCUCUCUCCAUCUCCUCCCAGUUCAGUAUUGUUGUCCACCCCGGUGAUGGUUGGAUGGAUGUGUGUAAGCUGUAUUUAUGUUUUUUCUUUAUUAUCUGUGUUAAAGCUGAAGGACACUAUACAUCUGUUUAUCACUAAAUUGUACACACAUUCUUACUGACCUCAGAGCCUUGCCAUUACAUCAUUAAAUGGGGGCGUGUCCUUACGCUGGGAUGCAUUACCAUGACAACAACUGAGAGAAGAUUUUACUAUUCAAAGCUGAAUCCUUCAGCUCUCACACACGUCAGACGACAGACUAGCGAGCGUAGCUGCUCAGAGUUAGCUCUCUUAGUAUUAGCAUUAGCAACAUAUUCAGUGUGUAGUCACUGCCAGUUAAGUGGUUGCUUGCCUCAGCCCCCUGAUUCACAGUUUUGAGUUUAUUUAUAUUUUUAAUGACAGUUAUAUAAGCUUGUUGUUUUGAAUUGUUGCUAUGGUGAUGAAGCACUAACGUCUCAUCUAGAUUAAAGGAACAGUUCAGCCAAAAUUGAAAUGUACAGAAUGUUAAGGUGUGUGUGUGAGUGAGUGAGUGAGAGAGAGAGAACAGACAGAUCUGACCAGUAGGUGCUGCUUUGAUCAGUAUUUUAUUGGGUUAUGGAUGAGAUGCAUUGUUUUGCAUCUCUAAUCUUUAUUAUUAUUAUUAUUAUUAUUAUUAUUAUUGUUCUCUUUUUCUAAUCCAGAAAUCCUACUAAUCUUCCUCUUGCCCACGUGUUGUAGAUGCCUGAGCCUUCAGGCAUUAAUACAUUUCUGCUGUUAAUAAAAGCAGUGAGGUGCAUUCAAGAUGAGACCAGCACUGUGUUCUUAUUGGCUGAGAGCAUAGAGAAGAUAAAAACAUCACACACUUUACAGCAGUGAACACUGUGUGUGUGUGUGUGUUCUGAUAAUCAUUGCUGUGCUAUAUCAUAAUAUUAAUAUUGGUAACUAUGCAGGUGAUGAUCUCUUCUACAGUACACCAAAGGGCCAAACUUGACCAUCACACCUAUGAGUUUGUCAGACAUCCCAUUCCAAAACUAGGGCCAUUAAUAUGGAGUUGCCUCUCUUUGUGGCUAUAACGUCCUCCACUCUUCUGGGCAGCAGACUUUACAGAAUUUUGGAGCAUGUCUCUGUGGAUUUGGGCUCAUUCAGAUGUUGGACAAGAAGGUCUGUCUCAUCAAGGUGUUCAGUGGGGUUGAGGUCAGGGAUCUGUGCAGGCCACAGUUGUUGUGUAAAAUAUGUUUGUAUCCUGUAGCAUUAACAUUCCCCCUUCACUAGAACUAAGUGGCCCAAACCCUGAAAAACAUCCCCAGGCCAUUAUCUGCUCUCCACCAGACUUAACUGUAUGAACGUUGCAUUCUCCUGGUGUUCUCCUGGUGUUCUGACACCCACCAGACUGACAGAUAGUGAAGCGUGAUUCAUUGCUCCACAGUCCAAUGUCUGUGAUCUCAAUCAUUAACUCAAACACCUGUACUCAAUAAUCAGCGGGGUGUCCACAUACUUUUGGCUAUAUAAUGUACGUUAAUUUUGCAGCUGAGUAAAGCAUGACUAGACCCAGAUCUUUUUAAAUUUGAUAAAUAUCUGUUUAUUUGGUGUCCAGUUCUAUACAGUAAGGAACAUUUUCUUCUGGAAGUAUUAGCACCAUGUCCUCUUGGUUUCCCUUCUGUUUUUGCUGCCAUGUCUGUUGUCUUUUUGUCCCCCACAGCCUGUCACUCACUCAUCCCAGCAUUCUCAGUGCUCCUCAUUCCCCCAGAACAUGCUCUUUUUCCUCAGCAACACAUCAUCAGACCCCAUGUCCACCUGUCACUGACCUGAUCCCUGCAGUCCAUCUCGGUUUUCUCGUCUCUUUAAGUUACCGGGCUCCAUGUGAAAUCCAUUAUGGGAUUUGGAACACCGUUGGUGUUUGUUCCUGUGGUUUUGUUGGAUGGUGUAGAGGAAAAUAUACAUCUCCCGUAACUCUGUCGUUAUCCACAGAAGGGCUGGACAGCAAGUUUGGGGUUGAGUGAACAGUUUUGGUACAUGGCUCCCUUACCUGUAAAUACCUGCAUUCUGUUCCUGUGACCUAUAAACCCAACACUGUCUCUACAUGUCUUAUGUUUAAGAUUUUAAAUAAAAAGUACUGUUUUGGAUGUGUUAACCCUUUACAGGUUUUUAACCCAUAAAACGUGCAUUACCCAAAGAACACGUGUGGGUUUUAUCUAACAGGAUAAAAAGGGUUUUAUUUAACAGGUUAAUGGUUGCAUUAAAGCAUUAAAACACAGUUACAGUUAGCUAGCUAGCCAGCUCAAGUAAAACUAUGGUUUAAAAAACAAUCAUUUAUAAGAUUUUAAAUAAAAAGAAAGACUCUCGGGGCUUAAUGUAUUUGUUUAUCAUAUUCUGGAGGAAAUUUUACUGAAUUAUUUGAUAUAAAUUACCUCACAAAUGUGUUUAUCAUGACCAAACCACUUUAUUUUGUUUCUGUGGUUACAGUGAUUGUGUUUAAAGUAUAUUUUGGUCGCUAAAUAAAAUUACCUUAAUAAGAGUA
Ictalurus punctatus (channel catfish) is the source of this 9244-nucleotide messenger RNA. It is a transcript of the gene insra, whose product is annotated as insulin receptor a. Gene Ontology annotation, molecular function: ATP binding; insulin receptor substrate binding; insulin receptor activity. The record is from RefSeq and is a predicted model, not a curated record. Gene Ontology annotation, biological process: protein autophosphorylation; multicellular organism development; positive regulation of kinase activity. The coding region runs from base 1024 to 5049 and encodes 1341 amino acids. The transcript is spliced from 21 exons. NCBI's taxonomy places the organism in Eukaryota, Metazoa, Chordata, Actinopteri, Siluriformes, Ictaluridae. Gene Ontology annotation, cellular component: insulin receptor complex; axon; membrane.